AUGAGGAGGCUAACGAGGCGGAUUUGGGAUGCUCCGAGGGCAGGGUGCCCCGCGGGGGCUCGCAGAGUCUCUCAGUCAGGGGAGACACAGCCCCUUCCUUACCGGGAGAUCCCGUCGACCGGAGGGAGCGGCUGGGUCAACCUGUACCGGCUGUGGCGCGACAGGAAUAUCGGUAAUCAGCAUCUGAUCAUAAACCGGAACUUCCAGCGGCUGGGUCCCAUCUACAGAGAUAAACUGGGAACUAGGGAGAGUGUCUACAUCUUCCACCCCGAGGAUGCAAUGGCUCUGUUCCAGACAGAGGGACCCAACCCGGAGAGGAUGGUGCUGGAGGCCUGGGCGGAGCAUCGGGAGUACCGGAAUCACAAACGAGGCCUCUUCCUAAAGAACGGCGGAGAGUGGCGCAGGGAGAGGAUGGCGCUGAACCAGGAGGUGAUCCGGCCCGCGGCCGUCGGCAAUAUCGCGUCGCUACUCGAGCCCGUGGCCCACGACUUCACCCUCCUCGUCGACCGGAAGAUGCAGACCGGCAGCUGCACCGAACCCAGCAAUGUCCUGCCCGACCUCUUCCGUUUCGCCCUCGAGUCCAGCUUCCACCUGCUCUACGGGCAGCGGUUGGGCCUGUUUGGGGACGUCGACACGAAACAGGCGGACCACUUCAUCCGGUCCAUCGAGAAUAUGUUGAAGACCACCAUCCCUUUGCUCUACGUACCCCCGUGGCUGGCCCGCCGGCUGGGUCUCAGGGCCUGGAGGGAACACGUACAAGUUUGGGACGACAUUUUCGAACACGCCCACCGCUGCUUGGAGGAGCUGCUGCGGAAGGUGCAGGCCGUCCCGGAAGCCGAGCGCGGUUACUCGGGAAUCCUCGGAGAGCUCCUGUCCCGGUCCGGGCUCCCGUUCGACAUCGUCAAGGCGAACGCAACCGAGCUGAUGGUCGGCAGUGUGGACACAACAGCCCACAGCCUCCUCUUCACGCUGUUUGAACUCGCUCGAAACCCAGAACUUCAGGAAGCCCUUCGCCGGGAGGUCACCGAGGCACACUGGCGAGCGCAGGGCGACGUGGGGAGUCUCCUCCGGAACGUGCCACUCCUCCGAGCAGCCAUCAAAGAGACCUUACGCCUCUACCCUGUUGGCCUCACUCUUCAACGCUACCCAGUUACGGACGCCAUCAUCCGGAACUACCACAUCCCUGCCGGGACCCUCGUACAUGUCGGGCUCUACUCGCUGGGCCGGAGCCCGGAGAUCUUCCCAGAUCCUGGCACCUACAACCCUGCCAGGUGGCUGUCCGCCCAUACCCACAGCUUCCAGGCGCUGGCGUUUGGUUUCGGAGUCCGGCAAUGCAUUGGCCGCAGAGUGGCGGAGACCGAGAUCAGUCUCUUCUUGAUUCAUGUCUUGAGGAAGUUUCAGAUCGUCACCCCCUCCAUCGCAGACAUUGAGCUGAUCUACGUGUUCAUUGUGAUGGUGAACGACCCCCCUCUGCUUGCCUUCAGAGCCCUCCAGGGGUAGGGAGCCCGUGGGGCAGGAACCUUGGAGCUCAUGCCUACCGCUAACUGUCCUCUUGCAUACAAAACGAUUCCCCUCCCUCUCCGUUCCCGCCCUCUUUUCCUCACUCUAACCCACCUGUUCAGGAAGCUUGGAGAAGUUUCUGGAUGGCAGGGGUCUGGAGGGCUGUCCUCCCGGAGCAGGUCAAUGGGACUAGGCAGAAUAACAGUUCAGCACAAACUAGAUGGGUGGAAGGGCCUGUUCCUGUGCUGUAUGACUGCAAACCCUCGCCCUCUCUCUCCCCCCACCCCAAGGAGAAGUUCAGAUGUCUGUAGAUGGGAGAGGAAUGGAGGGCUGUGGUCCAGGAGCAGUUGAUGGGACUAGACAGAAUGGACGAGAUGGGCCAAAGGGCCUGUUUCUGCAUUGUAAUGCUUUAUAACCCUAUGACACCCCAGCUCUUUCCCACCUCUCUCCCGCCUCUUUGACACAGUCUCUGUCUCUCUUUGUUGCUGCUUUCGAGGGGGGUGUUGGGUGGAUGGAAUGGCGUCUUUGUGGUCAGGAUCUCAGGAGGAGAGGGUGGUGUCUCGAGGAGACUGGGGUCAGAGGUCAGGGAGGCUAUCAGCAAGGGAAGGAUCAAAGAUGAGGAGGAUGGGGUGAUAAGUUAGGGGUUGGGUGGAGAGGGUAGGGGGUCUGGGGUGAAAGGUUGCAGGUCAUGGGUGGGUCAAAGGUGUGAGAGGUUAGGGGAAGAAGAUUGGGAGUGUUGACGAGAAUGGGGUUUACCCCACCCACCCUCCUCUUUGUCUCCUACCCCACGUCCCCCACCCGUCUCCUCCCAGCUUCAUAAGCAGGAAUUUAGUUGGGAAAAGGGUUGAUUCAUCCCAUCCUGGAAGUCUUCUUCCUUGGACCCAAAAGAAUAAUUCCCUGCCUGGGAGAGGGGCAAAAGGUUAACUUACCGGAGUGUGGGCUGGGGUUAGAUGAGAAAAUAUUUGCCAAACUCCUCCUUAAACUGCCUGGAUGUUGACCAAACCCUGACUUAUUUAAUAUAAUGUGUAGAUCAAAAUACAGAGUGAAGUGUUCUGUCUGCAUUAGGGAUGUGCUGGGGUGUCGCCACACAACCUGAUGCCUGGCAUCUUCAGCAGAACCACAAAAACACCAGAACGAGACGACACCCAUCCCCUACGCAGCUUCAAAGGAGAGCCCUCCUUCAGGCCUCGGGUCCUUGGCCCCGGUCUCUCACACUGGCAGACAUCAAGAUUCAAGUUUAUUUGUCAGGUGUGAAGUGAAAUCUUUUACAUUAACAAUCAACACACUUGUGGGGGGGGGGGAGCCCACUAGGGUCACUACACAUUCUGGUGCCAACAUAGCCUGCUCACAGCACAGAACAAGCAACUGAACAAGUCCCGUCCUAUCCUCCCACCCACCUGCAAAGAACAGGCCUCUGGCCUCCAGUGGACUCGGGCCUACAGACAUUGGGCUUUGACCUGCCCAGCAGACUCAGAGAUUCACAGACUUGGCCCCAGCCUCCAGUCCCCAAUCCCCGGCCCAGCCUCACAGACAUCGGGCUUCUGACCUCUGGACAACCCAGGGGCUUCAACCUUUGCACCUCUACCUCUGGACUUGCCUCCUGUCCUUGAUCUUCUGUGGAUUUUAUUGACCUCAGGACCCUGCAAUCAUGUGUUUGACGUUUGGGCCUCAAGCUCAGAACUCUCCGAUCACAAGUUCGACCUUCGGGCCAAACUUUCUCCAGUGUGAAGAAGAUCUGUUCUCCCAGGAUGAGCUGGUUCCAGAUUGGAAAUCACAGCAUCCAGUCUGUAAUCUUUCUGAAGAAAGAGACACCGGGUUUACAUCAGAGAUAAUAAGCCAACAUUGUUCUAAAUAAAUAUCUUGGUAUCUUU
Hypanus sabinus (Atlantic stingray) is the source of this 3371-nucleotide messenger RNA. RefSeq names its product cytochrome P450 11B, mitochondrial. Gene Ontology annotation, molecular function: iron ion binding; monooxygenase activity; oxidoreductase activity, acting on paired donors, with incorporation or reduction of molecular oxygen. The record is from RefSeq and is a predicted model, not a curated record. Lineage: Eukaryota; Metazoa; Chordata; Chondrichthyes; Myliobatiformes; Dasyatidae. The transcript has 9 exons. Gene Ontology annotation, biological process: glucocorticoid biosynthetic process; cellular response to peptide hormone stimulus; cholesterol metabolic process. Bases 1 to 1500 code for a protein of 499 amino acids. Gene Ontology annotation, cellular component: mitochondrial inner membrane.